Messenger RNA from Lepus europaeus (European hare), 804 nucleotides. It is a transcript of the gene OVOL1, whose product is annotated as ovo like transcriptional repressor 1. Gene Ontology annotation, molecular function: DNA-binding transcription factor activity, RNA polymerase II-specific; RNA polymerase II cis-regulatory region sequence-specific DNA binding. Bases 1 to 804 code for a protein of 267 amino acids. The record is from RefSeq and is a predicted model, not a curated record. Gene Ontology annotation, cellular component: nucleus. Gene Ontology annotation, biological process: epidermal cell differentiation; regulation of transcription by RNA polymerase II. Lineage: Eukaryota; Metazoa; Chordata; Mammalia; Lagomorpha; Leporidae. The transcript is spliced from 4 exons.
AUGCCCCGCGCGUUCCUGGUGAAGAAGCCGUGCGUCUCCACGUGCAAGCGGAACUGGAGCGAGCUCCCGGACGAGCAGCGCGGGGAGAUCUACGUGCCAGUCAGCCUGGGCUUCUGCCCACCGCAGCCCUACCGGGAGCCGGAGCCGUCCGUAGCCGAGCCCCCCGCCUGCCCCCUGGCCCUGGACAUGAGCACCCGGGACCCCGGCUACAGCCUGGCGCCGGGACCCUGCGUGGUGGCCCAGCUGCCCUCGGAAGACAUGGGCCGCGUGGUAGACGUCCAGAGCCGGGAACAUAGCUUCCUACGCACCAAGAUGAAGGUGACCCUGGGGGACGGUCCCGGCGGCGACCUCUUCACUUGUCACAUCUGCCAGAAGGUGUUCAGCUACCAGCGCAUGCUGAACCGUCACAUGAAGUGUCACAACGACGUCAAGAGGCACCUGUGCACCUACUGCGGGAAGGGCUUCAACGACACCUUCGACCUGAAGCGGCACGUGCGCACGCACACCGGCGUGCGGCCCUACAAGUGCAGCCUGUGCGACAAGGCCUUUACCCAGCGCUGCUCGCUGGAGUCGCACCUCAAGAAGAUCCACGGCGUGCAGCAGAAGUACGCGUACAAGGAGCGGCGCGCCAAGCUGUACGUGUGCGAGGAGUGCGGCUGCACCUCGGAGAGCCAGGAGGGCCACGUCCUGCACCUCAAGGAGCUGCACCCCGACAGCCCGCUGCUGCGCAAGACCUCCAAGAAGGUGGCCGCGGCCCUGCAGAGCACGGUCACCUCCCUGCUGCAGGGCAGCCCCCGCCUCUGA